Molecule: messenger RNA, 4363 nt
Organism: Dromaius novaehollandiae (emu)
Lineage: Eukaryota; Metazoa; Chordata; Aves; Casuariiformes; Dromaiidae
Gene: RETREG3
Product: reticulophagy regulator family member 3
Exons: 9
Coding region: 118-1437 (439 amino acids)
Biological process (GO): reticulophagy
Source: RefSeq, a predicted model, not a curated record
GGCGCCUGCGCCGCCAUGGCGGCGCCCGCUGCCCUCCGACUUCCGCCGCUGGGCGCCGCCAUGUCGCCGGCGGGCCGUGCGCGCGCGCAGGGCGGAUGUUGACGCCGUGAGGGAGCCAUGGCGGCGGCGGCGCGGCCCGGCGGCCCCGGCGAGCGGCAGCGGCGGGUGCAGGCGCUGAGCGCGGCGCUGCGCGGCCGCCUGGGGCCCUACGAGCCGCUGCUGAGCGCGGCGCAGGCCGCGCUGGUGUGGGAGCGGCCGGGCCGCAGCGCGCUGUGCUGGGCGGCGGCGCACGGCCUCUUCUGGUUCUUUGCUCUCACUUCCCUGCGGCUGGUGUUCCUGGUUGCACUCACCCUCAUAGUGGUCGUUUGCCUGGAUCAGUGGAAGAGCAAAAUCUGGCCUGAAAUUGGAGUGGCAAGACCUGACGAAUUAGACAAUGAGAGCUGGGGAUACGUUCACCCUCGGCUGCUUGGAGUGCCAGAGCUGUGUCACCAUUUGGCUGAAGGAUGGGUGGCUGGGACCAACUUCUUAAGAAAUCUCUUUAUUUUCAAGAGGCAAAACCCUGGCAAGUUUUGCCUUCUAGUAUGUGGAGUCUUUACUUUCUUGGCUGUUCUGGGCCGCUACAUCCCUGGACUCUUGCUCUCAUACUUUCUGUUGCUCUACAUCCUGCUGUGGCCCCUUGCUGUGUACCACAGACUGGGGCAGCGCAUGUACAUGAAGCUGGAGCCAGUUCUGCAGCGGCUGGAUUUCGGCGUUCGAGGUUACAUGAUGUCAAAGCAGCGGGAAAAGCUAUUGCGUCAGAGAGGCCUUAAUCAGGAGGCUACAGAUGAUGGGAGUGACAGCGAAGAGGAGCUUGCUGCAUUCUGUCCCAAGCUGGAUGACUCUGUGGUUGCCAAGGAGCUAACCAUCUCUGACUCGGAGCACUCGGAUGCUGAGGUUUCCUACACUGAAAAUGGGAUGUUUAACCUUUCAAGAGGCCAGACUCCACUGACAGAGGGAUCUGAAGAUCUGGAUGGCCACAGUGACCCGGAAGAAUCUUUUGCCAGGGAUCUCCCUGACUUCCCUUCCAUAAACCCAGAAGCGACUGGCAUAGAUGAUGAAGACGACACCAGCAUUGGGAUUCCAAGUCUUGCCUACCGCCCGCAAGUAACAGAAGAUCCGCAUCUCCCUUAUGACCAGGAAGAUUCUGGUGCACUGCCAUCUGUACAGAAUCUCACUAACAACAUUGCUGGAUUUGUCACCAGAGGGAUGAUACAGCUUGCGCUAUCAGGAGCCGCUCAGCCGGGCUCUUCACUCAGUGACAAUCCCCAGAGAGGUGCAAAGACCUUUCUCAGAACGGCCAGCUCAGAUUUGGACACUGAUGCAGAAGGGGAUGAUUUUGAACUGCUGGAUCAGUCUGAGCUGAACCAGCUGGAUCCUGCGGGCUCACGGGGCCAAUAAGCAAUCACAUCACUUCCCUUCUGGUUUUCUUCGUGCAUCGUGGAGGGGAAUCCUUGAAGAAAAAGGCAUUGCACAGUUACCUAAAUUGUCUCCUGUGUGAGUACAAGUGAUAUGACAACCGAUCCUGGCUGGGAACACCACUGUGACAUGUGACUCUGUAGCCUCGCUUGGAUUUUAAAAUAAACUACACUGGUAAUUCAUAGGGAAAAGGCGUUGAUGUGAUAGCUCCACAAUCACCCAUGCGUUGCCCUGCAUUAUCUGCCAGGAUGCUGCUUACUCCAAACUUCCUCACUUAAGACAAUAAAUCUGGUGUCUACAGCUCUAGAGACCACUAGUCAGACUGACUUAGCAUCACUGAGAACAAUCUUGUGGCUGACCUUCCUGGGUUGAUACAUAACAAGGUGAAUGGGAUUGGUUUCCCCUCAGACCUAGUGUCUAGGACUUGAUGCUGUUCUGUCUUUAAAAUAACCAUUCCCUACUUCUAAAAUGUGCAUAGAAUGUGAUUCUUCUCCCCCAGCAAUAUCCAGCUCUGGGUAGAAACUAACAUCUUGCCUCUGUUGUGGACAUGGCAGUGUACUGCCACAAAUGUUUGUACUUGUAAUGACCACUCAUCUCCAGUUCAAGCUUUCUAGUGAUGCUAUUUUGUAAGAGACAUAAUGGCAAUAAGACAUCUACUGUGAUGACUAGAAUCCUGCAAAGAACAUCUACAUGUGGCAGCUGCUCUUGUGUUGCUUUCCUAAACUAAUGGACUAACAGUUUUUUCCCUGUGUUAUUCUGGAACACAUUCAGCAUGGACACUAGCAAUACUACACUUCCCUUACACUGCCUCUUAGGGAACUACUAGGGAAAGGUUCUCUGGAGGAGGGAAGAAGUGGAGUUGGCCUCCCUGGCCAGUCUUGUUCUUGGUCUCUGAGACAGCCCAUUGUUUCACAGAUUUGUGUAGUUGAAAACCUGCCAGUAGGAACUGAACGGAGGACACCAGCUCAAGCAACAAGUGACCAAAGAGCUUGUAACUAUUAUGGUCACUUAAACAAACCAGCAAUCUAUAGGGGAGAGACAUUCUGUAAGCUGGAUGGCCUGAGCCUUCCAGCUCUUUCUGAGUCAUUGAGCUUUCCCAUUGCUUUUUCUAAGCCAUAGAAACUGAUACAGAUCACAUUUGUGCAGCAAACAACUUACCUCUUCAGGAAAACUCCCAUUUAUCUGCUUUUUCUUGUCUGAAUCUGCUUGCCUAAAAGUUUUGGCCAUACAGAUACUUAGACUGUCCUUGGGAUUGAGACAAGGAGGCAUAAGUAAGAAUGAGGCUUUAUUAACAGGUUGCUUUAAUACUAGCAUAAAUCUUCAUUUUGGCCUUGCGAGGGCAAACUAUCAUCCAAUAAAAUGUCAGCUGCCUUUGGAACCUGAAGUAAACAGCCUGUCCCAAAUCCCUGACAGAGCUGGGAGGUACCAAGUGACCAAGCUGGUGUAUUACAUAUACUUAGCAGUCAUGUGGGUUUAAAACCUAGUUCUUUCUUCAGCUUGGGAUGUCUGAGCUCUCUUCUGAGAGAGCUCUUCACCUUGCUCUGGUCACUUACUGAAUGCUUUCUAGCCUCCUCUUUUCCCUUCUACCUCAUGGUGGAUGGGACUGUGUAGUGGUGGGACCUGACAGUGUUUAGCAUGAGCCAUCUUCUUAGUAACUGCUGCCACAGCAUUCAGCUUCUGUCACUGCUUUGCCUUAGAGGCUAUGACAAAAACUGAGUUGUUGGAAGCCCCUGAUUUCUUGGGAGCAAUAACUGAACAAGCCACUAACUAGCACUUUAAAUAGGUCUGGGCCUGAAAUUGCAGCCCAGCGUUGUGUAGCUCUUACUGCCCCAUGCGGUUCUAAUGUUCUUUUUGGUGAAGCAAGAUUAAUUUUACUUAAAAAAGCUGCUGGGGGGAAAACAAAAAAGCUACUUUUGACUCUACAGAAAUUGCAGCCUUAGGCAGAAUGUCUAAGGAGGAACUGCUGUGCCACUGGCUGUGUGGCUUGUCAAGGGCCGUGUCAGUGUGGGCUGGAUUUCUGAGCUCAAAACAUCUGCAUAGUUCUUCUCAAAAGUUUUUUUGAAACUGCCCUGUAUCAGGUAAAUUACAGCUUUGGGUACGUGUAGGCGAGGGAUCUCCUGUCAUCGGCUAUAUUUUAUUUGCCUCCGCAGUGGAAAGAUGUCAGGAUUGUUCAUGAGGACUGGGAUAAGAAGGGAGCAGCUGCACUGUACAGUAAUAUCAAGCCAUCUCAAAAACCCUUCAGACCUAAAGGUAAAAUCUGCGGUCUUACAGCGUCCCAGGCACACACGGUGCCGCGAGGCAGCUGGUGGAACAAGCGGGUAGUUCCUGAAAGCUCGGGCUCUGCUACACUGCUGGAGAACUGCUCAGAGCUCUGCAGCGGGGGUUGUUUGGAGAAGGAUUUCCAGGGGUGCCAGCAUGAGGGAACUGAGAGAGACUGUGAAUUCUUGGUUAUUUGCUGUGGAGCUAAAAGAAAUGUUUCUUCUAUUAUACGCCCUAGAUUUUUCUUUCCCUUUUGAUGUGUUCGCUGAUAGGCUUUGCCACCUUUGGGGGUGGUGUGGUAUGAACUGAAAGCUUGGAGAGUAUUUUGAGUCUGGCCUUAUUUGCCCAGUACCACAUUGUGGAACAGGUAAUUCUGAUUCUUUAUGUUCUUUUUCCUAUUUAUAGAGAAAUUGCUGCUCAUGAGCAACUAAAGUAUGGGGGUUAACAAUGGGGUAAUGCACUUUGUAGGAGAGAGAAACUGGAUUGAUUGUCUAUCAUUCUUAGUCAUUUUCAGUGCACGCUAAGCGUCUUAACAUAUUUUCUGUACUCUUCUCUCCCGUACAAUCCUCGCUGUCAUUGUGUGUUACGAGCUGCAUCUAAUGGCAGAGGACAGUAAUAUAUUUUAUAAAGACUUCAGUUUCUGAAAGUU